This is a messenger RNA of Apis florea (little honeybee), 1668 nucleotides long. RefSeq lists its product as uncharacterized. NCBI's taxonomy places the organism in Eukaryota, Metazoa, Arthropoda, Insecta, Hymenoptera, Apidae. The record is from RefSeq and is a predicted model, not a curated record.
UAUUUGCGCGCGCAUCAAAAAUACUUUAGAUUUGAAAAACCAAGAAGAAAUGUGAAACAAUUUUAUUUUUUGCAAUUAAGAAGCGAUUAUAAAGCAAUGACGAUUCUCUCAUACCUAAAAUCCCGCGCCUUACCUCAUUUGUCAUCGAGUUAUGUUCACUCUCGUCAAUUGUCAUCUCGAAAUCGUUCGGCACGCAAUAAUCCCAACGGAGAAGCCGGAUGCGUCAAAAUUAACGUAAACGAACGAAACACUCCUUUGAAAUUUUCCGGGUGAUCCUCAGUGCAGAGGUUUCGGUGAUCGAGAGUUUUUCCAACAACUGAUAAAGUCGACGAUGAUCGGCUCUCGUGGAAUCAACAACUCGCUGGUCCUCCGGCUCCUUCGACAGUUUCGUGUUCCUGAUGCCUAAUUUCCUCGGACGUCUCUUUGGAAUUUCUUAUAAAACUGAACGAUUGAUAAUGAACAUUUUAGGUUUGGUUAAUAGCACACUAGAUUGGAGUCCCAUUAAAUGGAGAAACAAGCUCGAACAAAUAUGGAACUUGUCCUUAUCGCAGGGAACCCUUAUUUUUGAUACUAUUGGCGAGGAUACGAUUAAAACUGCUUUAUCAUGGAUCGUAAUCACACGAAUCAUUAUCGCCCAUGUGUACACGAUCUCCUAUCUGACAAACAUUUAUCCCAUAUUAACAUCUACUCGUCCGAACUUGUUACUACCCUGGUUGAUCCUGAGCUUCUUCAAAAAUGUCGUGCUGGAAGUAAUCGUAAUAGCUAUUGGCCUUUUGCUUUGGUACGACAAGAGAUUCUCGUUAACUAUUUUCCUUGAAUUCGUUCUUGUGAAGGUCAUUCCUUUGAUAAUUUUCAGUUAUGUCUGGUACUCUAACUCGUGUCUAUUUAUGGAACUACGUCACAUGGAGAAACAACGUACACUGAGAAGAACCAUGAGAAGUGAUUCGAAUCUGAUCGCUGCUCGCAUCUGCUUCAAAAUAGGUGAUUCGAAGUACAGAACACGGUCUCUGAUGACUUUGAUAUCCUGUGACAGUUAUGAUACUUACGAUACACACGAUACCAUCUCGCGAAUCAUCGAUGAUACCACGUUAACACGCCAGAAGACGAUGAGAAUUCUUGGAUUGACCGAACAGGAUAUUGUGGACGCACGUUCAAGAAAAAAAGAAAGGGAAAUUUGUAGAAGAUUAACAGAAGAAGAAGACGAUAUUCCUGUCAAUACUAUCCUAUCGGGAUAUUUUUUCAUCAGUAAUUACGAUUUAACGAAUAAAUUAAGAAAUGAGAAAACAGUGGAGGAUGAGAAAAAUGAAGAAAUGAUGGAUGAAAAAACUGUAGAUAAGUAUAAAAAAGAUGAAGUUAAGGCGGACAAGGAACUUGAAGAUGAUCAGACAAGAAUAUAUGAACAUGAUACUAUAAAUAAAAAUGAAUGUGAAGAAGAUCGAGCUAUGAUAAAUGAAUUUUACAAAGAUGAUAUCAGAUUAUAUGUUAGUUCAAAGAAUGAAAUUUUGAGCGAGAAAAUUUCAAAAAAUCGAAUUAUAAUUGACGAAAAAUGUGAUGAUAAUAUGAAAGUUAUCAGUGACACUCAUAGUGCAGUGAGUUCAUUAACUCUAAUAAAAUAUAUAUAACAUAUUUUUUUAUAGAAAUAAAGCAUUGAAUAAUUGUUACUUCAAU